Molecule: messenger RNA, 4634 nt
Organism: Austrofundulus limnaeus
Lineage: Eukaryota; Metazoa; Chordata; Actinopteri; Cyprinodontiformes; Rivulidae
Gene: pdxdc1
Product: pyridoxal-dependent decarboxylase domain containing 1
Exons: 23
Coding region: 247-2601 (784 amino acids)
Biological process (GO): carboxylic acid metabolic process
Cellular component (GO): intracellular membrane-bounded organelle
Molecular function (GO): pyridoxal phosphate binding; carbon-carbon lyase activity
Source: RefSeq, a predicted model, not a curated record
CAGCGUGGAACGCACGUCGCUCGGCAGCAGCUCCAGGAAGUAAAGCCUCCGGUCCAGUCAGAGGAGGUUUGCAGAAAUAUUUUGGAGCUGUCAAUAAGUACGUGUUCAAUUCAGACUCAAAGCUGACGUCAGCGGGCGUGUUUUUCACCAAAGAGUCCGGAAGGACAGCGCGGCCGGCGGUACCUGAGCGUCCCACAGAACCUGGACCUGUCAGCUGUUGGAGUGAAGGAAACAUACACAUCCUGGAUGAUGGUGGACUCCACACUAACUCGGGUGGGGAAAAAUCUGAAUGAUGCCAUGAGGAUCCUGGAAGACAGGCAAAGGGAGCUGGGUGCAGGAACAGAGAGGCAGCGUUUCAGUAGAAUGAGCAUCCCUGGACCCCUGCAGGGAGAUGGUCAGGAUGUCACCAUGAUUCUACAUCUGGUUCACAGUCUCAUUCAUGAGGAAGAAGAGGAGGAGGAGCAGAUGGACAAGCCUACCCAACAUAGGAUGCAGAAUGUUGGUGAACAGGGUCACAUGGCGUUGCUGGGUCACAGCCUGGCAGCUUACAUCUCCGUGUUGGACAGAGAGCGGCUCAGGAAACUGACAACUCGGAUUCUUUCUGACACCACGCUGUGGCUCUGCAAGAUCUUCAGGUUUGAGAACGGCUCUGCAUGCUUCCACGAGGAUGACAGGGAUGGACUGGUAAAGGUGUGUCGGCUGGUCAUCAACGCCCGUUAUGAAGAGUACACCACUGAGGGUUAUUCUGUGUUGAGCUCCAAGCAGCCAGUCAUCUACCAGAGCGCCUCCUGUAGGCCUGGUCUGGGACAGCACCUGUGCARUCAGCUUGGUUUGCCUCUCUCCAGUUUGUGCAUGGUGCCAUGUAACACCAUCUUUGGAUCUCAACACCAAAUGGAUGUUGCCCUGUUGGACAAAUUGAUCAAAGAAGACAUUGAAACUGGGAAGCUUCCUUUGCUGGUGAUGGCUAAUGCAGGUACCCCUGGGGCAGGCCACACUGAUAAGCUGAGUCGUCUGAAAGAGUUGUGUGAUCAGUACGAAUUGUGGCUUCAUGUUGAGGGGGUCAACCUUGCAACCCUUGCAUUGGGCCACACCACCUCUGCUGUUAUGGCAGCCACCAGAUGUGACAGCAUGACUCUGACACCAGGUCAGUGGCUUGGCUUGCCGGCUGUUGCUGCUGUCACUCUUUACAGACAUGAAGACCCAGCACUGUCUCUGGCAGCAGGUUUGACCUCCAGCCAGCCGGUGGAGAAGCUGCGAGCGCUGCCUCUUUGGCUCUCCCUGCAGUAUCUCGGUCACAACGGUAUUGUUCAGAAGAUCAGUCAUGCCACGGCCCUGAGCCAGCAACUCCUGCUGAAGCUGAAAUCUGUGACUUCUAUCAAAACAUUGGUGGAAGAUGAACAAAGCUCUCCUGUUGUGCUGUUUAAGUUUUCCCAGGAAAUGAGUGCUGGACCAGUUGUGGGCUCAGUGGAUGGUUUCUGUUCUGGAGAAAAAAAAGUACUGGAUACCUUCAAUAGAUGGCUGGGUGAGCAGCUCGCUCAGCUGGUUCCCUCCAGCGGAGUAGAUAUUGUGGAGCUUGAAGAUGAAGGAAUCUGUGUUCGUUUCAGCCCCCUCCUUACUGCUGCAGUUCUGGGCACCCAGCAGAAAGAUGUUGAAGACUUGCUGGAAAAGCUUGUGGAGCUGGUGCCAAAAAUGUCUUCCACAAUGAGUUUAAGACAGGACUUCAGGGAGGAGACCCACCGCCAUUCACCCACACUCAGAUAUGUAGAGGAGUGCAGUUGGCCUGGACUUGGAGCUGUCCGGUAUGAGACACAGGCUGAAGGAAUGGAUGGGAGUAGGAUGAAGCAGGAGCUGGACAACACUAACAAUGAGCUGCUGAAGAAACUGCAAGAACUUGAUACCGACAUCAUCUUCUCCAAAGGCUCAGAGUUUGUGUCAGAAGAGAACUGCAUCUUUGUGGGCAUGGUAACUGAAGACAUUGAUGUGUCAGAGCUGGUGAAUACAAUUGUUUCCCUGGGGAAGGAAAUCGAGGAGAGUGGAAGGCUGUUGGAGAACAUGACGGAGCGGGUGAGAAAAGGCAUCCUGGAUGCAGAGCUGCAGCUGCAGAAGGCCAAUGAGGAGAAACUCUUAGAGGAGGGAAUGCUGAGACAGCUUCCUCUGGUUGGCUCCGUGUUGAACUGGUUUUCUCCAGUCCAAAGCUCCAUAAAGGGGAGGACCUUCAACCUGGCAGCAGGCUCUCUGGAUUCCACAGAUGUGACAUACUCCACCAAGGCCCAAGCAGGAAGAGCAUCCUUGCAGGACACCCCCACUGUCUCAUCUAAAAAAGUGCCAGGUCAGAAGUUGUUUCGGCGCUCAGGGGGAAACUCUGACUCCGUUAGUGAAACCAGCUCCAUGGGACCACCCGAGGAGAUAACCAGAGAAGAAAGCACCUYAGAGACCACCGACCCUUCCAGUUUUCCACCAGCCCCUGAGACACUUUACCCCUUCACCAGUGAUGUGACCCUGCAGAAUCCCCAGGAGACGUUACAGCAGGUGAACACGCAGGUGGAGACUGAGGAGGAGAGGCAGACUGAAGGCCAAGAGGUGGAGCAGAGUGGGAGAUAGGACGUCUUCUCUCUGCAGGUGUCCUCCGUCCAUCCACUACAUGCAGCCAGCUGUGUCUUAUACUGUGACAAGUGUUUGGUGGUUUGAUGGGAAAAGGGAAAAUGACCAGACUGACCUGUUUGUUUUGGUCCUAUUUUGUCAGGGUGGUUAAGUCUGACCCUCACCAGUCACUGAACUUACUUUAGUGCAUUUUACUUCUGUUGAAGGAAUGGUAUGGCCAAGAAAUUUGGGUUCUGUGUAAAAGUUAUCUUACCCAUUAUAGAUAUAUCAUUAAACAUCUUCAGUUUGGAGAAUUUGAUUUUAAAUCUGACAGAACUGAACACAGGGGUCAGCAGCCUUUACAGUUCUCCACAAAUCAAAUGUGUUCAAAGUUAUAGAAUCUAAUAAACUCAUUUGUUACUUUCUGAAAUUAAACAACUAAAUUAAACUGGGCGUUUAUUUGUAUUUUUAUAUUUUAGCACAAAGGAAAAGACAAAACUCGUAUGAAAAAGAAAAAGCAUUUUGUGUAAACCCCCUUUGAUAAAAUGUCACCACUGAAUUAUAAGAGGCCUAUGUGAGUCCAAACUAUAUUUCUGGAAAAUUAAUAAGUUACUCGCUUUGAAAUGAAGCUUCAGUUGGCAUAACAGUAAAUUAUUUGAUUAAAGUUAAAACAAAAUGAGGACAGUAAAUCAUAUAAAUCUAAUAAUGACUAAAUUCAUUCAUUUCUGAAAUUUUUUUGGAAAACAAACUUAAAGUUCUCAGUUCUCAGUAUGACUUGUCAUAUUUUUACAGAACUCCUGAUUCUAAUAUCGCAGAACCUAAAACUGCUGUUUGUUUUCUUCAAAGGAAGGUUUAACUCUCCAUUAAGGUGUAAAAUAAAGUGUUGACAUGUUUGUUUCUUGUCUUAGUAGCAUUCUGUUACUGAAAUUGUGCUCACGUGUAGCAGAAAACUGGACAACUGAUCAGCUACAAUUAGUUUUUCCUGUUUCUAAACAAACUUUAGAUAUUCAUGUCCAUCUUGUUUUUUUGGUAAAAGUUGCACGGAGCCUGGUGUGGCUCCAGAUUGCAGACACUGAGCUAAUGGCUAGUCUGAACGCAGCUAAGACCACAUUMGCUUGCUGCUAGCUUAAAACAAUCUUUGAUAAAGUUAACAGUGACUCAUGCAAACUACAUUAUUUAAAUGUUAACACCACAGUGUUGCAUUACACGCUUAUUACAGCAGAAAUCGUCUUGAAAUUCCUGAAGUGACCCCCGGAUUUGUUGAAAGCGCUAGCUGCUGCUAAUUAAGCUUGUAAGUAACCACAGAAUUCCUUGUAAACAAGGGUGUAGUGUGAAAWUGAUGGAGGUGUAAAGGUUUAUAAAACACUGUUUUCAUAAAACUGCAAGAAACAUUAAAGAUGCUUUAGACAACAGUGAUUCACUUUUGUUUAACUGCAUUCAGACUAGUCGUUUGCUCAUCAGUCCUGUCACAGUUAAACURUAUUUCUUUAAAYKGAGUUGGUUCAAAGAGCUAUCUCCAACAGGUAAGGUAUUAUUUCACACAGAACACUGUCAGAAUGGCCAAACUUUUCCUUUAAAUUGGUAGUCUUCCCCUCUCCUGGCUGCAGCAUUCGGUAACAUGAAUGUUUUCAUGAACAGGUCUAUUGAGAGAAAUGAAAGUUGUCAUAAGCUGCUGACCUUCAGAAGAAAGGAGCAGCUGCGUUUAUCUUGUAUUUUGGUCAAUUUGGGAAAUAACAGCUUUUUGUUCUGAGCUCCGUAACUGGAAAUCAGGCAACUUAACGAUGAAGUAAUCAACAUUUUAGUGGGAAUGUUUAGAUCCGUUGUUUGUCCAAACGCAUUCAGUAACAACUUCAGCUAAAAAAAAUAUAAGAAACCUAAAUAAUUGUUUCAUAUUUAAAUGUCUACUGAUGUUAUUUAUCUGUUUACAAGCCUCAAACGCUCCCUUCAGGUCAGCAACGUAUCGAUGUAUCACAGUCACUGUCUGAAGACAUGUAUGAAGAAACAAAUAUGUCGAGUUGAAGUGGASACAAGAAAAUAAAGUUUGAGUCACAUUA